UGCUGCUGGUUUGGUUCCAGCGGGUCGGCACCCUGCCAGCCUCCACAUCCCACGUCCUAACCCAGGUGGCGAAUCGCGUGCUCAUCCCGUGCUUCCUAGCGGUACACGUGGCAUCGGCAGUGUCGAGUGAACCUGAGUUGGUGCUAUCCUCGCUUCCGCUCAUUGCAGUCGCGCAGGUUCUCUGUGCAGCCUCAUUGGGUCACCUCGCACACCAAUCCUCCUCAUUCCUCCUCCGGCCGCUUCAACUCUCUCCACGCCCCUCCACCGCUCUGCACCAACUCGCUGCCGCCAUCGCCGCCUCCCUCGACCAAACAACCACCGAACCAACAAUCGAAGCAGCCGCCAAACCAGCUGCCGAACCGACUCAGCAGGUCGGGAACCAGCAGCUGGGGGAGGCGUUAAUGACGCUGCUGCUGCUGGUCGUCAUGACGGCCGUCUGUGAGACGGGAGGAGGCGGUGACGGACUGGCGGGACAGCUGGCGCUGCUCGCCGUGGGCGGGUGUGGCCCGGCACUACUCAUUCUAGCAUGCGAUGCUCUGCUCUGGUCUCAAAGGCAGCCGGAUGGAGCGGACUCACCUCUUGCUGUCACCAGUACAUCUGGCCCGUUGCUCUUGAAUCGUUUCUUCACCCCUCCUGUUUUUGGGUCCUGCCGUCCACUCAUGUCACUCCUUUCCACUCACAACCUUCCCUCCCCUUCGUUUCGAACCCUCUCUUUUUCCUCAUGCCUCCCCCUUUGUGUCCUUGACUCUCCGCGACUCUCCUUGACUAUCUUUGACUCUCUCCUAAUCUCUCUCCUUGAUUCUUCUCGUGUGUCUCCCCCUCUCCUCUCCCUCUCCUCUCCCUCUCCCUCCCUUCUCCCUCUCCUCUUCCUCUCCUCUCCCUCUCCUCUUCCUCUCCUCUCCCUCUCCUCUCCUUCUCCCUUCACCCACUAUCAGGUACUCGCAGGUCUCUUGAUCGGCGCCACCCCUCUCAGUCAACUCUUCCUGCUGCCACGUGGCGGUGACGGAUUGGUUGAGACAAGCACUCUGUUGAUCGACAGUGGGUCUCUGCUGGGAUGGCUGCAAUGGCAAGCGGGCGAGAUGACGGGGAGCAUGCACUGCUUCAUGGAGGCGUUCUCACAAAUCGCCUACGUGGUAGUCCCCGUCCCUCAUCCCCCAAUCCUCCCCUGCAUCACUCUUCCACCGCAUCUCACCUCUCACUCUGUGCUACUCACUGGCUCUGCUGCCCCUUCACUCCACCUCUGGAUCUUCUCUCUAUGUCCCCCGUUUCUCCAUCUCUCUCUCACGCUGGAUCCUCUGCUCUGCCGCUCUGCCUCUACACCUCAUGGCGCUCGUCUCCUCUUAAUUCCCUUACACGUUCCCCCUGUGUGUGUGUGUCUCUCUCUCUCUCUCUCUCCCCCGCCUCUACACCUCAUGGCGCUCGUCUCCUCGUAA
This is a messenger RNA of Closterium sp. Naga37s-1, 1433 nucleotides long. The record is from the annotation of a GenBank genome assembly. Lineage: Eukaryota; Viridiplantae; Streptophyta; Zygnematophyceae; Desmidiales; Closteriaceae.